Messenger RNA from Ichthyophthirius multifiliis, 1250 nucleotides. RefSeq lists its product as hypothetical. NCBI's taxonomy places the organism in Eukaryota, Ciliophora, Oligohymenophorea, Hymenostomatida. The record is from RefSeq and is a predicted model, not a curated record. Gene Ontology annotation, cellular component: nucleolus. The transcript has 2 exons. Gene Ontology annotation, biological process: maturation of LSU-rRNA from tricistronic rRNA transcript (SSU-rRNA, 5.8S rRNA, LSU-rRNA).
AUAUAGACAAAUAAUGGAACGAAAUAUAAGAUUUAGAUUCCCUCUUGAUUGAAAAAUUAAUAAAAAAUGGAAAAAAUAAACCUACAUUAAUAUAAUAUAGAUCAAUAGGUCCUAUAAUAUCAGAAAUUUAAAGAUUCAUAGGUAUAAAGGCUCCAAACGGAAGUGGAAAAACCUUAACUUAUGUGAUUCCUGCAUUAUAAUUUGCUUUAUAGAACUUAUCUAAGCCAGCUACAAAAAUCGAAUAAUAUAUUGAGAAAGAGAAAAAUAUUCAGGAGAAAAUAUAUAUACCGACAGUAAUAGUAAUAGCAGAUACAAUAAAUUUAAUUUAAUAAAUUCGAGUUGAAAUCUAAUAAUUAGCUCCUGAAGUAAAAAAAGAAAAAAUUAAAAAUCUAUAAAUAUAUUUAUAUAAUUAGGGAAUAUUUGUAGAUUCAUUACAUUCAGGUGAAUAAGUAAAAUUAUAAGGAUAAAUUUUAGUUUCUACACCAGAUUUAUUAUAGAAAUAUUUACUAUCAGACAAAAAGAUAAUGACUGAUAAUUUAAAAUAUUUUGUUAUUGAUGAAGCUGAUACUACAUUUAAAUUUUUUCCUGAAAAAAUCCGAACUUUAAUUAACUUUAUAAAAUUAAGAGAAAACGUAAUAAUGUAGCUUGUUUCUGCUACUCUAAAUAAAGAAACUAUUAAUGAAUUUACAAAGAUUAUUAAAUCAAAAGAAAAAUUCUAAAGUUUAGAAAAUAAAUAAUAAGAAGAUGAAGACGAUGAAAAUGAAGAUGAAGAUGAUGAUGAUGAAAUACAUUUUAUUAGUAUAGAAACUACUUUGGAAGGCGUUUAUUAAUUCUAUAUAGAUGAAGAUGAGGAAGAAAUAAAAGAAUAAAACAAAGAUCAAGAAGUUACUGAAGAUUCUAGGCUUGAUUUCAGAAAAGGUAAUUUCGAUCUACUUUUUGCUACUAAUAUUAUCGCUCAUGGAAUAGAUAUAAGAACAGUUGGUUUAGUUAUUAAUUUAGAUUGUCCUCUAGGGAAUAUCAAAGAGAGAAAUUUUGAAGUUGAUCAUGAAACUUAUCUACAUAGGGUAGGAAGAACGGGAAGAUAUAAUGAUUUAGGGGUAGGUAUUACUUUAGUGGAUAAAAACUCAAUUGGGAUUGUGUAAAAAGUUAAAUAAGUCUUUAAUUAGGAUAUUCUUAAGUUUGAUGAAAAGGUUGUUGUUUAAAGAUUAAAUGAAGUUAUUGAAAAUAACAAUAAAUAAAUUCUGAAAUGA